Syngnathoides biaculeatus (alligator pipefish) is the source of this 6872-nucleotide messenger RNA. RefSeq names its product inositol polyphosphate multikinase b (gene ipmkb). Gene Ontology annotation, biological process: inositol phosphate biosynthetic process. Gene Ontology annotation, cellular component: cytoplasm; nucleus. Lineage: Eukaryota; Metazoa; Chordata; Actinopteri; Syngnathiformes; Syngnathidae. The transcript has 6 exons. Gene Ontology annotation, molecular function: inositol-1,4,5-trisphosphate 3-kinase activity; inositol tetrakisphosphate kinase activity. The coding region runs from base 824 to 2203 and encodes 459 amino acids. The record is from RefSeq and is a predicted model, not a curated record.
GUCGCGACACAUCAGAUCACGUCACUUGAAGCAAUAGUAAAGGUCCUAACACUGCAGCUACGCUAAAAUCGCUAUCAACAUUCGGACGACACCCUUCUAGUAAUUGCGGUACGUUUUAAUUAAUCGUUGUUUUUGUAGUCUGCGUUUUUUGCUAUGCGCCUAAAUACGUACCACUGUAAAUUGAGAAUGUUUCGCAACAUUGCGAGUCAAGAGGAAGAACUGAAGCUUCCCGAAAAGUGCACAAGUUUAUUGAAAAUGGGUAGCAUUAUUUGUUCACGAUUUUGAAUAUGUCACAUUUAGAUUGUUGCAAUAUUAUGCAACCGCGAAUAGUGAAUAGGGAAUUCUCGUCGUUAUUUAGUAUGUCGCACACAAUCCUUUUUUUGGAUUGUUGUAUUUUGAAACCUCUCAGCGGAAACGGUGCUUGGUUCGCCUGUUAAUGACGCUUUCGGAAGUGGGAUGUGGCCAGAUUGUAUUUAUGCUGCUGCUCAAGAUAUGAUAAUCAUUGAAUCAGCGCGCCUCGCCAGCUGUGCUUCACUGCGGGUCACAGCGAGGGUAACAGCGUUGCUCCCCGUCACUGAAAUCGCUACCGGGAGGCGAACGGAGCCGCUGUGUUUUUGCUUUCGUCUGGAUUGGACUACUUCCCAAAAGACUUAACAACAUUACGCCCAAGCACUUUAUUGCAACUGCAUCCAGGGCGUUGGUUACAUAAUAAGUAUGUGAAUCCAUAGUGUUAUUUUGAAAAAUAUGUAUAUUUGAGUUGAGGACGAAGAUAACUGGGUCUCGUCGUUGAUUACAAAUAUCGGCAAGUCAGCAUCAUCAAGUGAUGAUGGAGUCCUCUAUAGCCCUCGGGGUCAACAUUAGCCCGUGUAUUUCUCCCGGUGCCUCCACUAAAGAGGUGAGCGGUCACCGGCUCGUUGGAACACAAGGACCAGCGCACCUGAAUGGUUGCGUGCCGCUGUCACAUCAGGUCGCGGGUCACAAGUAUGGAGUGGAUAAAGUGGGGAUUCUGCAGCAUCCAGAUGGAACAGUCCUAAAGCAACUCCAGCCUCCACCUAGAGGACCAAGGGAGAUGCAGUUUUACAGCAUGGUAUACGCAGAGGACUGCUGUGACCCUUGCCUUCUUGAGCUCCAGACCCAUCUUCCAAAAUAUUACGGCACCUUGUCCUCUCCUGAGGCACCUAAUGACGUGUACAUGAAGCUGGAAGACGUGACUCGACACUUCAUCAAGCCGUGCAUCAUGGAUGUGAAGCUGGGCCAGCGAAGCUACGAUCCGUUCGCCUCGCAGGAGAAAAGGGAGCAACAGAUCAGAAAGUACCCACUGAUGGAGGAGAUAGGCUUCCUGGUCCUCGGCAUGAGGGUCUACAAUCUGUGCAGUGACACUGUUGACACAUUUGACCAGCACUACGGGAGGGGACUUUUGAAGGACACCAUUAAAGAUGGCUUGGCAAAAUUCUUUCACAAUGGUGUUUGUCUGAGGAAGGACGCAGUCAUCGCCAGCAUUUGCAGAGUGCAGAAUAUCCUUCACUGGUUUGAGUCUCAGCGUCAGCUCGUUUUCUACGCCAGCUCCCUCCUCUUCGUCUACGAGGGCCUCCCCUCUUCGUCCACCCCGAACACCUUCCCCCUCAUCGGCACCCCGGCGAACAGCCCGGCUACUGUCGACAAAAGUUGGGAUGGGGAGGAUGUCGGAAGACAGGAGGAAGGAGAAAAGAUUGAAAAGAUGGCAGAGUAUAACAACAACAACAACAUUCAGGGGGCGGUGCCCUAUGAUUGCACCUUAGACUCUAAUUACACCAAUUGCAGGAAAGGUGGCCUCCAUCUUUGUGCCAAGGCUCACCUGAAAGGCAGCAGUGGAGAUGCUGCCACUGUGGGCACAACACCUUGCCAACCAGUUUCUGUCGCGAAACUGCCACAGCAAGACAACUCUACGUGGUUGUCUCAACAACCACCAAACGGAAAUGCAAACAAAUCCCAAAUUCAAGGGAAGGGUGAGGAUGGAGAGCACAGGAAGAGCAGCAGGAGAGAAGAGGGUGUUGUGCAGGGAGGAGGGGAGGCAAAGCGCUUGAGUGAAGGCACGGCGCAGGUGGCGGUCAAGAUGAUCGACUUUGCCCACGUUUUUCCCAGCGAGAGCCACGAUCAUGGCUACAUCUAUGGCCUCAAGCACCUGCUGACCGUAUUGAAGCAGAUACUCUCUGAUGACGCUUAAACCCGUCCUCUCUUGACCUGGAAGUGAACCACUGUCUUUGCCUAUCUGUCCAGUCUCCCUCCUGGAUCUUGGAACCAUCAUCUUCAUCGUCAUCAUCUCACCUGAUUGUUAUAUGUGUUAGUGAUUGUUUUCUAGUGGAAGUCACAAAGGCUGACAGUUGUCGAGAUUAGCAGCUCUCCAUGCACUAACCAAUCCCUUUUGAAGGCAUUCGGACCCUUUGCUUCAGUCAGCGGGGAGGGCCGCUGACUCUCGCAUCACACAAGCUCCAAAAUGUGACCCUACAUUUGAAAUGCACUGGAUUUGACAAGUCUAUUUUUAUAUUGAGGCCACUGAGGAGGGGAAAAGAAUAAAAUGAAACUAUUAGGAUUGUGUUGUAUAUCAGAACAUCUCAAAUCCUGAGUGAGCCAGAGAUUUUUAUGUAUUGUUUAUACUAUAGUAAUUAUUUGAUACUAUUUAUAGAAGUUUUAGGUUUUAGAUUUGUGGUUGAUUCUGUGGAUGCUGAGAGACAAGCUUUCACUGCCAUAAUCCAUAAAAAUAUUUUUGGGGUCAUUAUUAUUAUAGUUUGGGUUAUUUUAAUUUAUUUUAUUUUUUUAGCUGCAGCACCACAACCUUUGGCAUUGGUGGGCUGCUACCCCCAAAAUUGCUUCUAAAACUCUUUUGCACACAAAUUACAAAGGCCAAAUCAAUAAUGGAAAAUGCUAAAUUCUUAUUAUUAUUUUUCCACCAAGAGGUUCUGUUCACAGUUUCAAUAAUACUUGUAAGAAAAAAAUGGCAGAUUUUUUUCUCUUGUAUUAUUUUAACAUCCACACAUUACAAAAUCACGCCAAAAGAAGUCAUUAUGUUCAAUCAAACAUACAUUUAAAAACAAAAAAACUUUGUGUCAAUUUUUCUCCUUUUUCUUUUGCCAUGUUGACAUCUCUCAGCAUUCACAUUUGAUUUUUGAGGAAAUUUCUAUUUUUCAAAAAAGAUGUCUUCCCAAAUUCCAUUUCUGCGUGAUUGACUAUACAAUAGCACAAGGAGCAGUCAUAAAGUAAUGAGACUAAUUUAAUGUAAUUUACUAAUAAUUACAACAAAGAAAAAGUAAAAAGUUUUUUUGCAGUUGGUAGUAUAAAUACAUUUUUGUAGCUUUAUUGAAAGAAACUUGCAAGCCUGUCAUCUCCCUGUCGGUUAUUUUUUAAAUGAGGUCUUGUUGGAUGCCUAUCAGAACCAGAGAGCUGUGAAUGAAUUUCUUGCUUAGAAGGUUCCAACCCGCCCCCCUCCCAAAUAAAAAAAACUUAAUGUUUCUGAACUACAAAUCAGGCCUUUCUAGAGAAACAAUUAUUCACUGGUUAAAUUAAAUUAGGGUCCUUACUUUCUGACUGUCCCUCCUGUGAUUUGUAUUUGUCGAUAAUACUCGUGAUUAUUUAGUGAUCCAUAAUGUCCACUUGGACCUUAAAACUUUAUCCUGCUGUUGCCAUUAAAUAACAUUGGAAAAGUCAUCAAAGCAAUACAGCUUGCUGGAAUGUUGAAUAAUGAAAAUCAACUGUAAAUACAAGAGUCACUUGAUUCAUAUUUUGGCGCUGAAUAACAAUUAUUAUGAACUGGAUGUGCAUUAUUUUGGUUCAAAGUGCAUUUUUAGCAGCUCUUCUACAAACAACCCACCAACUGGAAUUUGGGUUCCCUGAAUCCCAUAAAUGGCUUUGAAUGCAAAUUUUUCAAUCUUCAACUGACACACUUUACUUCCACCCAAUUUCUAGACAUUGAAACUUGGGCUGUCACUUUGUGGUUUUUUUUUUUUUUUUAACCCAUGUCAACAGGGAUCUAACUCAGGUAAUUCACACCAAGAAUACAUGCAGUAGUUACCAGGACGCCAUUUUCAUCUCAGCCAGAUGAUCCUCUUGCUGACUCCAAAUGGUCCCUCUAGAUGUUUUAAGUUCAUGUCAUCCUUUUUUCUCCUCUUCAUCUUAUGAAUUGCAAUAUGCAUUUUGCCGUGGUUUUGAUAACGGUUAAACCACCCGAACACCGUUGAAGUUGGGACAUUGUGUUUAACAAAAAAAAAAAACAAUACAGUGAUUUGCAAAUCAUAUUCAACCUGUAUUUAAAUUAUUUCACUACAAUAGAAGAGAAUAUAUAUAAUGUUCAAAGUGAUAAACCUUUGUGUUUUUAGCCACUAAUCAUUAGCUUAGAAUUUCAUGGCUGCAACACAUUCCAAAAAAGCUGGGACAGGUUCAUGUUUACCAUCGUUACAUCACCUUUUCUUUUAAGGACACUAAUUGUUGAAGCUUUGUAGAUGGAAUUCUUUCCUAUUUUUGCUCGAUGUACAACCUCAGGGUCUCCUUUGUUGUAAUUUACUCUUAAUAAUGCGGCACACGUUUUCAAAAGGAGACAACUAUGUACUGCAGGUAGGUCAGUCUAGUACCCAGAUUCUUUUAUUAUGAAGCUAUGCUAUUGUAAUGCAUGCAGAUUGUGGUUUGGAAUUGUGUUUUUGAAAUAAGCAAGGGUGUCCCUGAAAAGAGCAGUGCUUGGAUGGCAGGAUCUCCAAGACCUGUAUAUUAUGUACCUUUCAGCAUUAAUGGCACUUUCACAUAUGUGUAAGUCACCCAUGCCAUUGGCACUAACAGUCCCAUACUAUCAGAUUCUGGUUUUUGAACUUUCCAUCCAUAGUAGUUCGGAUGGUUCUUUUCCUCUUUGUACUGGAGGACACAACGUCCACAAUUUCCAAAAACAAUUUGGAAGUCGUCGGACCACAGAACACACUUCCACUUAGACUGAGAUGAGCUCAGGGUCAAAGAAGCCGGCGGCAUUUCUGGGUGUUGUUGAUAAAUGACUUUUGCUUUGCAUAAUAGAGUUUCAAGUUGCACUUGCCAAUGUCGUGCUGAACUGUACUGACAUUGGUGUUCUCAAGUGUUCCUGAGCCCCUGUGGCGAUAUCCCUUACACAUUGAAGUCAGUUUUUGAUGCAGUGCACCCUCAGGGAUCAGAGGUCACAGGCAUUCAAUGUUAGUUUUCUGUUUUGCACCUUAGAUGCAGUGAUUUCUCCAGAUUCUUGUUCACAAAGAGGUGAACCUCACCCCAUCUUUGGUUGAUAAUGACUAAGUGAUUCAGGGAACCCCCUUUUAUAACCAAUCAUGGUACCUAGCUGUUCUCAAUUAGCCUAUUCACCUGUGGUAUGAUUCAAACCAGUGUUGGAUGAGCAUUCCUCAUCUUUCUGUCAUUUUGCCACCUGUCCCUGAUUUUUUUUUAACAUGUUGCAGCCAUAAAAUUCCGAGUUGAUUAUUUGCCAAAAACAAAGCUUAUCUGGUUGAACAUUAAAUAUCUUGUCUUUGUAGUGUAUUCAAUUAAAUGUAGGUUGAAAGUGAUGUGCAAAUCAUUGUUUUCUACUUUUAUGUUUAAAGCAGUGCCCCCAACUUAAUUGGAAUUGUACAUGCCUUGCUGUCACACACCCUCCUUCAAGUCUAGUCCUUGUUAUAGUUCUAUCUGCAACCUUGCAAUCCCACUUUAAUGAUAGAAAGUAAAACGAGUCCAUGAGAGUGUAAUGCCCAUGACGCAACAUAGCAACAGGCCCAUCUGUAAUUUUUGCUGUCAGAAAGCGGUACAACUAAGGCACCAAAGCUAGUUCUGAUACAGGAUCUAAGGUCACAACUUUUACGUCAACUUUUAAGAUUGUAGUAAAGAAAGUUUCUCUGCGAGACAGGAAUGGAGAAAGACAGCAACUGAAUGGACUUUUAGUGAAUAUGUCUCGUGUUGGGCAUUGUGUGGAUGCUUAGAAAUGAGUCCUUUGAAACUGUCAAGGCAACUUAAGUGAAUUAAUUCCCUUUUUUUGUCCGAUUUUCCCAAUAUUUACAGUUGCAUACUAUUUAUAGGUGUUUCUACGUAGAUCCAUGGACUGACACUGCACAUAUCCUCCAUAGUGUACGUUUGGUGAUAUUAGCCAAUGUAAUGCAAUGAGUGACAGAUGAUUGAUGUUAACCCAAAGCAAGCUUGGUCAAGACCAAACUUAUCUUGACACUAAAACUAUUUGGAACCAGUGAGCUGAUGUGAAAACAGGCACACAAAAGAAGACCCUUGUUCUUAACUCCUUUGAUUUCAGUUCCUUAACUUUGCUGGUGAAAGAGCGUCUCCUGUUGUUCCUUUCACCAACAAACUUUUUUUUUUGGUAUUUUUUUUAAAUGUAAAAAUAAGGCUGUUGAUUGUGAUUUUUAAAAUUGCUGCUGAGCAUUUCGCUUCCAUCGUUGAGAUCAUAACUGGCUCCUUAUUAUGUUUCAACACUGCAGGCUGCGUUAAAUGUAUGUACGUAUGAGACUUACUGCACCACUUUGAUUUAAAUGAGAUGCACAGGCCUUUGACAGUUUAUGUAGUUGGACAAUUAAACAUUGUAAAUAUUUUAAUUGAUUUUUACUUUAACUCAAAUAAGUGCAUUUUUAUUUGAUCCUAAAUGCAAAAAGACAAGCUGAAUAAUUUUUUUUGUUCCUUUUCCUUUUUUUUUUUUGUCUUGUUUACAAUUUUUUCCACCUGUACCUCCUUUAUGUGGUCUCAAUUAUUUUUUUUUUGUUUGUUUUUGUGUUUUGUACAUUGUUCAUUCCGGCAGCUUUAUAAAUCUCUUGUUCAUUUGGCUUGCAAGCUAAAAAAUGUCAUAUCAUGCAUAUUUACACAGGGAAUCAUUAAUAAAUUAUUUUGUGUAAUGACUAUAA